AUGCAUACGCUCAUGCUUACGCAACCAGGUCCGCUGCUGGAGGAGGGCAUCGAUCACAAAGACGAUUGGAGUGGACUUUCAGACCCCAAGUCUAGAAGAAAGAUCCAGAAUCGACUGAACCAACGAGCUCGGCGUCGACGCAAAGAUCCUGGAAAAUGGACACCACUGCGAUCAAAAAUGGACGAUAUUGCGCAAGGACACCAAAUAACGGCAGCUCCGACUGCGAGACUCGGCAGAUUCCCAUCUCUUGCUGAAGGGCCAUAUCCAUUCCCAAGAACGAAGCCCAUAGUGUCGGCGUGGAAGGGAGGUUACUAUUUCCCUCUAUCAUGCGACCAUUUGAUGCAUUUGAUCCAGUUCAAUGUCUGGCGUGCGAUCUUGAGCAACAUGGUCAUGCUCCGCCUCACUCACCUUUUCGACUGUGAAGAUGAGACACCCGAAGCGAUGAGCAUCUCGAAACUCCCCCACCCCUUUGCCGUUCCGCCACUACUCGAACCUACGGUGCUGCAAAGGCAGGUGCCACAUCCGCCCUAUGUUGAUUUGUUCCCCUUACCUGGUCUCCGAGACACCUUGAUUCUGGCAGACGGGAUGUACGAUGACUGUGAGCUUUGUAUCGACUUGCUUGGCUCCAUAGCCGACCCACAGGUCCAGGGCUACUCGAAGGCCGAGGAGGACGGAGAGGAUGCUCGAAAAGGCCUUGUGGUAUGGGGUGAGCCGUGGAGAGUCGAUUCCUGGGAAGUUGAAGAAGGAUUCGUCAAGAAAUGGGGAUGGAUGCUCAAGGAGAACUGCGAACCACUUCUCCGAUCGACCGACAAGUGGAGAGAACUGAGAGGCGAUGAACCUCUAAGGUGGAAGGACUUGGGACUUUGUCCAUGA
This is a messenger RNA of Exophiala oligosperma, 873 nucleotides long. RefSeq lists its product as uncharacterized. The record is from RefSeq and is a predicted model, not a curated record. The coding region runs from base 1 to 873 and encodes 290 amino acids. NCBI's taxonomy places the organism in Eukaryota, Fungi, Ascomycota, Eurotiomycetes, Chaetothyriales, Herpotrichiellaceae. The transcript is spliced from 3 exons.